UUACCGUUUCGUUUCCUGGAGGUCGAGCCUGUCGUGUUGUUGACAAAAAAACGUAAAAAAUAUCGUUUUUUACUGGGCAAAAUGGGUCAGUCGUUGCCGACCCCGGACUGCGAGCCCUCGGUGUGUCCUUUGUGCCACGGUAUAUGUCGGAAUCCGACCGCGCUGAGAUGCAAACAUAUUUUCUGCUACUGCUGUAUACAGGAGUUAUGGAGUGGUUCGCCCACCGGUCCAUACUACUGCCCCGAGUGCAAGGAGGAGUACAAGACAUUACCGGUGGGGUUCAAGAGAGACACUACCGCAAGUCCGUGGCGACAUGAAGCGCCUGCACAUACACGCACCACCGCAGCCACAGAAGGCAGAGCCAAUGAAGAGGAUUUCAUUGAGAUAAAUUCGGCAGGCUGGACCCUUGGGGAGAGAGCCUCCAUCUCUCAAUCCAAGCGUCUGUUAGGGAAGAGACCAGCCAGUUCUCCUGUCCCAGGAGGCCAUCUUCACGACAACAAGAGACAAGCCACUGGCAGCUCCUCUUCCUCCCACUCCAGGGGACAGUCUGGUGACCGUAAGAGACCCGCCACUUCCUCUUCCUCCUCUUCAGCCAAUCAGAACACGUCGUCUGAUGUCGAGUUGUCCAGUGAGGAGGAGGUGCCAGGAGCACCAUUCUCCUUAGCAACCAAACCGUCUAGUACUGCGUCCGUCGCCGUCAGAGGACCGGACCUGACACGUGAUAGGUCUUGGUCCCCUAGGAGAGACCCACCCAUUGAGCUGGACGAACCCCCUGCUGCAACACAACCUCUUACAAGGGAACACCUGAAUGACCCUAGAAAAUCACCUGAAGCAGCAGCAGGUCACAUGAUCAACACAUCGCCAAGUAGAAUCACCACCGUUGAGCUGGACCCACCUCCACCCCCUGCAAGAGAUCUGUACACACCCGCCAAGAAUCCUGCUGAAACGACCAUAACAACCCAUUUACGUUUAGUCACCCCUACGAAGGAGAAGCCUGUUGAAGCUGAGCGGGAGCCUCUUCCAGAGAUCUCCAACAGAUCUGGUCCAAUCGGCACCUCCACCUCUCCUACCCGUGCUGCCAACAACCUGUCCCCUGGACGUACCAACCUGUCCCCUGGACGUACCAACCUGUCCCCCAGUCUGGCUCGUCAAACCUCUAGGGAGACCUUCCUACCCUGCCACUAUUGCCCCGGCCAGGGCUCUCUCCCUGCGGUGAAGACCUGCCUGGUGUGUGGAGCCUCCAUGUGCUCCGACCACCUCCGGCCUCACCUGGAGUCCCCUGUCUUCCAGAGCCACACCCUGGUACCCCCUGUGGAGGACACCUCACCCUGGAGGUGCCCGGAACACCAGGAGAUGAACCGGAUCUAUUGCCGUCAGUGUAGUGUGUGUGUCUGUACUGUGUGUACCGUGAUCGGGUCGCACCGGGACCACGCUUGCGUCAGCAUCAGAGAGGCCGAGAGGGAGCUGAGGGGGAACCUGAAACAGGAGAUGAAGAAGAUGCAGGGAACGGAACAGUCUUUAAUCAGCAGAGUGACUGAGAUGACAGAGAAGAAACAGAGAUUCCAGGUGUUGCUAGGUGACGCACGUGCGGGUGUGCAGCAGCAGUACGAGACCAUGCGUGAGGCCCUGCAGCAGGAGGAGGACACGGCCCUGCUGUGUGUGACUCAGGAGGAGAGCAGGGCGGUGGGGGGACUGGAGGAACAGCUGACACAGCUACAGGAAACCCUCUCCUCCCUCCAACGGGGUCUUCAUACUCUGGAAGGGCUGGCUGACACCCGGGGCGCCGCACGCAUACAGGACCAGUCCUUCAUCAUGGAGUACAGUAAGAUAACCAAAAGUGUGUCUGAGAGCUGUUCUGUGGAGGAGCUGGAGGUCCCACAGGAGGUGGACAGGGCCAGGCUGAGAUGCCUACAGCAGUGGACUGAGAGGCGGCUGGUCUCAGUGGUCAUCUCCCUGCCUGACCGGGACCCCUUCAGGCUGCUCUAUGGCGCUAUCCCCCGUCUGGACCCGGACACAGCCCACCCCAAGCUGCUCAUCUCUGAGGAGAAUAGGAAGGUGUCUUACAGUGAGGUCCAGCAGGCCUACCCGGAGCAGGGGGCUCGCUUUAGCUCUUUCCCCCAGGUCCUGGCCUCUAAACCCCUGGAGGGAGGCCGUGCGUACUGGGAGGUGGAGGUGGAGGAAGACGAGGGCAAAUGGAAGGUGGGAGUCUGCGAGGGUCAGAUCGGCCGUAAGGGCCAGAAAGACACCUGCCGUAUCGGCUUCAACCCCUAUUCUUGGUGCCUGCUGAGUGAGAAGGGGCAGAUAGAAGCCCUGCACGACAAGGUGGCUGUCCCUGUGGAGGUCGACGGACUGGAAAGGGUUGGGGUGUUUCUGGAUUUCGAGGAGGGUAGCCUGUCGUUCUAUAAAGUGGCACAAGGGGGCGCUCUGAGCUUGCUCCAUUGUUUUAAACAGAGGUUCAGUGAACCAUUGUAUCCUGCACUAGCCGUGUCUAAAACCCAGCUCAACAUCUCUGAUCUGUUCCAGGCAGAAUCUGUUACGUCAGAGUAGUUACACGAGUACUUCAGAUAUCUAUAAAUCUUCUUCUUUUUUUUUAACGGCAAUCUGAUUCAAACAACAACAGGUGGUCAAUCCGCCACUAUUUUAUUCUGUAAACCGCUGAUGAGUGGGGCUAGAGAAGGAGAAUUGUUCCAGACAGGCUCAGUAGAAUACACACAGUGGGGAAGUUAAGUUUUUUCUACAGAUCAUAAAUACCUUUUUGUGUAAGCAAUAAAACAUUUUUUUAAACUUUUUAUAAAUGUUAAUCAAAUAGAGGAUUGCGAAGAGAAAUCUCAACGCAGAGAUAAUCUUAAAUAUUCUUAUGUUUCAUUGUUUUCAAAUGUAGAUGUAAUGAGAAGCAUAAAUACACUGAGUGGACGAAAAAUUAGGAACACCUGCCCUUUCCAUGACAGACUGAGAAGGGGAAAGCUAUGAUCCCUUAUUGGUGUCACCUGUUAAAUCCACUUCAAUCAGUGGAGAUGAAGGGGAGGAGACGGGUCAAGGAAGGGUUUUUAAGUCUUGAGCCAUGGAUUGUGUAUAAUUUAGAGGGUGAAUGGGCAAGACAAAAUAAUUAAGUGCUUUUGUACGGGAUCUGGUAGUAGGUGCCAGGCGCACCGGUUUGGGUCAAGAACUGCAACGCUGCUGGGUUUUUCAAUAAUGGUCCACCACCCAAAGGACAUCCAGCCAACCUGACACAACUGCGGGAAGCAUUGGAGUCAACAUAGACCAGCAUCCCUGUGGAACGCCUUCGACACCUUGUAGAGUCCAUGCCCUGACGAAUUGAGGCUGUUCUGAGUGGAAAAGGGGGGGAGGGGCGCAGCUCAAUAUUAGGAAGGUGUUCUUAAUGUUUUGUAUACUCAGUGUAGAGGUCUCUGUUCAGUAUAAUCUGCAUUGCUUGGGGUUUUAAGUUGGGUUUCUGUACAGCACUUUGUGAUAUCUGCUGAUGUAAAAAAUGGCUUUAUAAAUAAAUUUGACUUACCCUUCCCUUUCCUGA
Molecule: messenger RNA, 3529 nt
Organism: Oncorhynchus masou masou (cherry salmon)
Lineage: Eukaryota; Metazoa; Chordata; Actinopteri; Salmoniformes; Salmonidae
Product: tripartite motif-containing protein 16-like
Exons: 11
Coding region: 82-2547 (821 amino acids)
Molecular function (GO): zinc ion binding; protein binding
Source: RefSeq, a predicted model, not a curated record